Messenger RNA from Phymastichus coffea, 4422 nucleotides. RefSeq lists its product as uncharacterized. The record is from RefSeq and is a predicted model, not a curated record. Gene Ontology annotation, molecular function: protein binding. Lineage: Eukaryota; Metazoa; Arthropoda; Insecta; Hymenoptera; Eulophidae. The transcript has 3 exons. The coding region runs from base 299 to 2551 and encodes 750 amino acids.
CGACCGUGCGGCAGUCGAAACACGACGUCGGCCCGCGACUGAUUAACGUGAUUCCGAGGCCCGCACGCUGGGCGCCCAAGUGUGCAACAGCGGCCUCUUUCUCUUGUGAUCUCGUGCGAAAAUUACAGUGUUGUUGUUUACGGAAGAAGCAGCCGCAGAUUCUUGUUUCUUUUAUUUUUCGUGCGCAGCGUACAACGAGAGAUGGUACGUGGACAGCGUUACAACUGCUGACGGCCGAGCAACAAUACCAGGAGCAAAUAUCACGUAAUACAUAAGCGCGAGAAUCAUCAGAGCCAAGAUGAAGUCGUACGACAUGAGCCGCCUAUUACUUCUACUUUUCCUUUGUGGCUCGGACUCGGUACACGGCGAUUGCUUAUUGAAAAGGCAGGCGUCAGUAGAAUGUGCUGACCUUGAAGAUGCGAGGUAUAUUGAUACCUAUCAGCUACAUACUCUUCGAGCGUCAUCAUCAGGAGAGACACUGGCACCAGGCAACUUUAUAAAUCUGACGAGUUUGCGAUACCUUGACCUCUCGAAUGGCAAUAUCGAAACCAUCAAGACUGGAAGCUUUGCAAACUUACGUUCAUUGAUGACUUUGCACCUGGAAAAUAAUCACAUUACCCAUCUAGAAGCCGGAGCUUUCAAUGGAAUGAAACAUCUGCGUAAUUUGCAUUUGUCAGGCAAUAAGAUUAAACGAUUACCCUCGGCCUUGAUGGGUUUAAAAGAGUUGAAAUAUUUGGAUGUAUCCGAUAAUCCUUUGAAUUGUAACUGCGUAAGUAUGAAACUUAGAGAUUCUCUUCUGGCUCGUGGUGUGAAAAUUUCAAAGAAAACUCGAUGCUUGGAACCAGUUUCUUCCAAAGGUUUAUCACUGUUGAAGCCUGAUACAAAGAUGACUUGUGUGUUUGAAACCCAAGAUUUGGAGAUGCAAGGAGAUCAACCAUCAGAGGAUAGAAUCGACGCCACUGGCGAUGAAGAAUUUGGUCAAAUUGCAGACGAUGAUCUCGCAGGUGAGGAAAAAGAGCUUGAACAGCCUGCAGAGAUAACCGAAGAAGAAACACCAUCUCCACUUUCGCAGUCUGAGGAUCCAUCUACUCAAAUAGAAAUGUUGUCAUCAUCUACAUCGUCUGCAGGCUUAUCUACUGACGGAUUAACAUUAUUUUCAUCUACGUCGUCUAACGGUUACUCUUCUGACACAGAAAUGUCGUCUCUGCCUACAUCAUCUCAGGGUUCAUUUAUUGAAGCUGAAACAUCAUCCCCAUCUACAUUGUCUGAAAGUUCAUCUACUGUAACUAUUCUGACUACUUUAGCAGAGGCCACGCCUGUAGAAAUUUCUAGUUCUACCAUUGAGACAUCUUCUGAAAAAGAUGAGGAAGUCGAUCUCGAUGCUGCUGUAGUAGAGAAAAAAGAGAGUAGCACGCCAGAUUUAUUUACACAAUAUAUAACCGAAGGUUCUGGAGAAACCGAUGACGAAGGUUCUGGCGAACCCGACGAUGAAGGUUCUGGACUAGAUGUUAUACCUAAAAUAAUUUCUCCCGUUAACGUCGACGAAAUCAAUUUUAAUGAUACCUUAGAAAAUGCAGAUGAUAGUAGUUCUGUUGUCCCAAUUACCUCAAUUACGCCAACUACAACAGACGCCGGCUGGUGGGGAGUAUGGGAUGUUCUAAAUCCUUUUGGAUCAUCUAGUGAUUCAAUAACUACUUCGGCUCCACUUACAACGGAAAAGAAUCCAGAACAACAGGUAGAAGAGGAGCAAUUUAUUCCAUCUGCUACAGAACUAGCAAAAGAUGCUGAGGAAAGUCCCAUAGUUCCAAAGAUUGCAGUACAAGACGAAAGUUUGAGAAAUUCAGUUGAACCACCCACAGGAGACAAUCCACCAGCAGGAGACGCAGUAGUUGGUGCUGCUGAUUCAGCCCCUUCACAAGAACCUCAAAAAGGAACUGGAUCUUAUUACGUGUUGGCUACUCUUUUGGCAAUUCUUGCUAUUCUGAUUGCUUUUGCAGCAUACAAAGGUGACUUCUGUAAGAAGAAACGAAAACGUGGAGAUGUCGAGAGGGGAACUGAAAUGAAAGAUAUGCAAAAAUCCCUUUUGGAACAAAAUGCAGUCCAGCCUAAAGUCCAAGUAUCUAAUGGUAACACUAUGGAAAAUGUUCCACUGAUGAAUAGUACAUCAACGCCAGAAGAGCCUAAAGAGAAUCAGAGAAGCUACGAUAUCUCUCCUGCUCCAGCGACUACUAAUGGUGCCAAUAAAUCUGGUGGAUGGACGACAGAUGUUAUUGACCCUGUAAAGCCACCUAGAAAAGGGUAUGGCCAAGAAAUAGAAGCACCACUCAAUGGUUUGAAUCCUCCGAUGGAUGACAUUGAUGGCCCGACGACAGUAAAUAGUGGAUCGGAUGAUGCUUUAGCUAAUGGUGACUACAAUGGCGAGGUACCACCAUUGAGUCCAGGUGCUCAAAGAGUCAAAAUUACCAUGGGAGAGCUACCCGAAAGCGUGCCGAAGACGCCUAUAUUAAUAACGCGGCUUAAGAAUGGCGACAACCUAGUCAAGACGCCGUGAAGUUGAGACAAACUUAAAACUUGAGUUUGUUUUGAUUUUGUGAUGAAAGAACUCAUUAAGUGCAGCUUAUAUGUGGGGACUGAUAAAUACGAUUUUACACGAUAGAGACGGUGAUAGUUAACUAACGUAAGCUAUGACUUGACUGCCUUUUAUCAAAGCGAUCAAAGUGUUAAGCGAAAGAGUGCAAUAUGUUGUGCCUUCUUAUAGAUAUGGAUUCCUUUCGAGAAGUAAAAUACGAACGACAUUUUGUUAUCAAAGAUGAGCGGACGCUAGUCACUCUUUGUACGAUACUUGUAAUGAACCAAUGACUGUUGUUCAAAAAAAUAAAAUGUUAUAAGAUAUUUUUUGCGAGUGAAAAAGAAAGAGUGCAAUUGUAAUGUUACUUUUUCCUGCCUCUUUGUUGAUAGAACUUUAUCAUUAAUAUUAAUCAAUUGGAUUUAAAAAAACAUCACGCUUAAUUGUUAAGAUAAAUAUUUUAUGACAUGUUUUUAAUUUUUAUUAUUUUUCUUCCCAGUAAAUACAUUCAUUCCGGAUAAUAUACUAUAGGUGAUUCUAAUUUUGAUACAAUAUGCGAUCAUUAAAUGUAGAUAUUUUGUAAUAAAAACAUAUUUUUUACUGCAUGAAAUUGUCUUUUUUCGACUGCAAUUAAUUUUAGGCAUACGCAUAUGUAUGUAUGUGUAAUUAUAAGUCUAUGUUGACACAUGCCAUGAUCAUGGUGUAAUCGAAACGGGGAGCGUAUAGAGCAUGUCUAUAUAAGUUUCUUAACAUGAUAGUGUUAAAUUUUUAACUGUACAACCAGCUUUAUCCUUAAAGUUUAUAUAGGUAUGCUUUACACUUCUCCCAUUUCGAUUUACCGAUCGGCAGCCGAAAACCACGCUAUGAUCAUAGUAUUUUUGUUGAAAUUACACAGAAGUUGAAAACAAUUUUUAUAAUGUAUUUUGUAUUUUUUCAUGGUGUGUAAAGCGUAUACAAUUUCAAAAAUAAUUUUUAUAGCAGUUCAAUGAAUCAAAAGUUAUUUCUUUAUUUAUUUUCAAAAGAUGAAACGUAAAAUUUCAGAUUAGAUGUUUUUAUUACUUAUCUAUUGAUAGUAGUAGUAGUUAUAUUUGCUGAAAAAUAUAUCGAUCAAAGGUUAGUACGUUAUUAGAAUUAAAUAGACUAAUAGUUUUCUUUUAUAGUGCCCAUUACUCAAAAUAUUAGCUUAUUAUUUUAUAAAAUUGUACGCAAUAUUUUAAUAGUGAAGGGUGUGAUUCGUCAAAUGUAAUGAAAAUUAUGUAGAAACAAGUUAUUUUAUUAAAUAAAAUAAUGUCAUAUUUUUUACGACAUGAAAUUAUUUUUAUUAAAUAAAUGUUUUAAAAAAACGUCAAAACUUUAUUCUUUGUUCUUGUGAACGAUUAAGUAUUCAAAAAUAUAACCUACCAUGAAUAAUAUUUAGUGUAAUAAAACAUUGUUGAUUUAUAUGUAGAAUACAGAUUUUUGCGUUAGUGACACAUAGAAUGAAAGGUUUAUAAAGUUUCCGAGAACCGGUGCGUCAAUGAGUAAACUUUUAGAUUUACUAUCACUUGUUAUCUCUUGUAUGUAGCCUAAAUUGAGUUUGUCGACCUUAUCGGACCAACGUAUGUUGUAUUGGCUUGAAAAUAGCUUGUAUUCUUUUAUUGCAGCUUUUAAAAAAAGUGAAACAUCUUUACUAAUGGGCUAUUAUGUCGACGUCCUAAGUAUAUGUACGAUUGUAUAUGUUUUGAAUUAGAAUGAUGAUAAUAUUGUAUGUUACUCUUUGAUUAUAAAAAAAGUAUAUAUAUAUAUAUAUUUAUAUACACACAUAUAUACUAUAAGUAAAAAUGAUUACAAAUACUUUUUUUAACGAAUAUUAUAUA